Chlorella variabilis is the source of this 1719-nucleotide messenger RNA. RefSeq lists its product as hypothetical. Lineage: Eukaryota; Viridiplantae; Chlorophyta; Trebouxiophyceae; Chlorellales; Chlorellaceae. Gene Ontology annotation, biological process: carbohydrate metabolic process. Bases 1 to 1719 code for a protein of 572 amino acids. Gene Ontology annotation, molecular function: hydrolase activity, hydrolyzing O-glycosyl compounds. The transcript is spliced from 17 exons. The record is from RefSeq and is a predicted model, not a curated record.
AUGGCGCACGCUGGCGGCUCCAACCGCCCCUCGAUCACAUGCCUCGUGCUAGCAAUUGCCUGCUGCGUGGCGCCCAUCGCUGCCAGCCAGCAGCCGGCCGCCAGCGCUGGGCUGCGCCGCCUGGCCGCUGACGGCGCAAGGCGGCGGCCUCGCGGCUCCGCCGGCGGCAUCCCUCAAUCCAUCAUCGAUGCCUACAGCCCAGCCGCUGGCAGCGAUGGCGCCGUCGCUGGCUCCGCGGCUGUCACGCUCCGCCCGCCGCCGCCGCAGCGCCGGCCGCCGCCAUCGCCGCGUCGGCCUCGGCCGCCGGCACGCCGGCCGCCGCCGCCGCCGAUGCGUCGCCCGCCCCCGGCGGCGCCCACCUUUGGGCCUGCAGCUUACGCACAGGUCCUGGCCAAGUCCUUCCUCUUCUACGAGUCCCAGCGGAGCGGCAACAUCAGCGCGGGCAGCCGCGUGCCGUGGCGGCGCAGCGCACACCUGGCGGACCGCGUGCCCGGCGGAUACUACGACGCAGGCGACUAUUUGAAGAUCUCAUACACCACCGCCCACGCCACCCUCAUGCUGGCCUGGGGAGCCCUGGAUUUUGCGGGCGGCAUGGCGCGAGGCAACCAGACACUGCGCGCGCGCUCGGCGGUCAAGUGGGGGGCAGAUUACCUGGCCGCAUGCCACGCCUCGCCCUUCCAGUUUGUGGGGCUCAUAGGAGACAUGACCAUCGACCACGACUACUGGGGCCGCCCGGAGGAGCAGCGCACGUCGCGGCCGGCCUGGGUGUGGAACCGCACGACGGCGGCGUCCGACCUGCUGGGCAUGGCCAGCGCGGCUCUUUCCUCCACCAGCCUCCUGUUCAGUUCCAGCCAGCCAGCCUACGCCGCUGUGCUGCUGGGCAAGGCCAGGCAGCUGUAUGCGUGGGGGGCGGCGGUGCCAGGGCAGUACAGUGACAGCAUGCCGGGAUACCCCCAGGACCUGUACGAGAGCAACAGAUACCACGACAAGCUCAUGCUGGCCGCCGCCUGGCUGCACCGCGCCACCGGCAAUGCCAGCUACCUGGAUGCGGCACACAGGCACUUCCAGCAGACCUCUUUUGAUAACAUCUCGCCAUACACCAGUUACGACAGCCAGUUCACAAUGGCCGCAACCCUGCUUCUGGGUACCGCGCAGCGCAUUGGCGCCGCUCGGGUGCCCGGAUACUCGCAGUACGGCGCCUUCAUCGACUCCACCUUCCUGCAGUACCACGUGGCAGCCAACGGUACCUGGGGCAUCACCCGCAGCCCCCGCGGCCUCGUCUAUCCCAACUGGUCCACGUGGGGCAACAACGCGUAUGCCGCCAACACCGCUUUUGUGGCGCUGCUGCGCGCCAAGCAGCUGGCGGCUGCCAGCCCGAACCGCGUCGCCGCCAUCGCCCUGGCCAAGUCCCAGGUCGAUUACGCCCUCGGCUCCGCCGGCAGGAGCUAUGUGGUGGGGUGGGGCACCAACCCGCCGCUCAGGUGCCACCAUGCGGGCGCCUCCUGCCCUGACCGCCCUGCACCCUGCGGCUGGGACCAGUUCGACGCUCCCACACCUAACCCGCAGGUGCUGCACGGCGCUCUGGUGGGCGGGCCCUCUGGGCCCGGGGAUGCCGGCUACCGCGACGUGCGCUCCGACUAUGAAAGCAACGAGGUCGCCAUCGACUACAAUGCCGGCUUCACUGGCGCCCUCGCCGGCCUGCUCUCCCUGCUGCCCUGA